Molecule: messenger RNA, 2388 nt
Organism: Diospyros lotus (date-plum)
Lineage: Eukaryota; Viridiplantae; Streptophyta; Magnoliopsida; Ericales; Ebenaceae
Product: transmembrane emp24 domain-containing protein p24beta3-like
Exons: 4
Coding region: 142-789 (215 amino acids)
Biological process (GO): Golgi organization; endoplasmic reticulum to Golgi vesicle-mediated transport; intracellular protein transport
Cellular component (GO): Golgi apparatus; endoplasmic reticulum; COPII-coated ER to Golgi transport vesicle
Source: RefSeq, a predicted model, not a curated record
CACACCCGUAUUACUGUCUCCUUUGGCAGUUCCCACGCCACACCCGAGCUUUCACAUUCUCUUCACAGGGGAGAGGGGCUUUAACCCAAAUAAACCAAUUCUCUUCGAAGACGACGAAGAGGAAUUGACAGUGGAUUGAGAAUGAGAGUCACCAAAACUCAGGAUCGGGCACUGAUAGGGCUUCUUCUGCUGCUGCUGCUGAGCUUCGUGCGAGACCUCUCGGCGCUCUCGAUUUCAGUGGAACGCGAGGAGUGCGUCUACGAGUACGUUAUCUACGAAGGCGACAUCAUCUCCGGCAACUUCGUCGUCGUCGACCACGAAAUCUUCUGGGUCUCCGGCCAGCCCGGCCUCGACUUCACCGUGACAUCUCCUGCAGGUAAUGUGGUGUACACUUUGAAAGGGACAGGUGAGGACAAAUUUGAGUUCAAGGCCCCACGAGGUGGAAUGUAUAAAUUUUGUUUUCAUAAUCCUCAUGCAACACCAGAGACUGUCACGUUCUACAUACAUGUUGGCCACAUUCCUGAUGAACAUAACCUUGCAAAAGAUGAACAUUUGAGCUCUGUUAAUGUUAAGAUUGCUGAGCUGAGGGAGGCAUUGGAAACUGUAACAGCAGAGCAGAAAUAUUUGAAAGCACGUGAUGAUCGUCACCGUCGCACGAAUGAGAGCACUCGGCAGCGUGUCAUUUUUUACACAUUUGGAGAGUACGUUUUACUGGCCUUUGUGAGUACGCUUCAAGCAGCAUAUAUACGUCAGCUAUUCAGUAAGUCAGUUGCUUACAACAGGGUGUGAGGCAUUGGGAUGAAUCUUCAGGGUUACUGUUUAUUAACCAUUUAGUAUUUGGAAAGUUUGAUAAUUUAGUGAAACACGGCUCAGAGUCGCAAUCCACAUGCUGACUAGUACCAUUUGUUCACAGCCGCAGGUUUUUUAGUUGAUAGAAUUGAAGUAUCAUCUGCAGUUAAAAGAGAAGCAUAUGAUUUCAUUCUUUUUUUAUUUUAUUAUUAUUGGCAGAAUGUUUCUAUAAGCAUGUUAUCUAAUUCGUGGAAUACUCUGGGUGAUUCAGAUAAUGUGUCUUUGUUAGUAAGGAAUGGCAGUGGAUUCAAGCUUUCGCACAAAAUCUUUUUGGAUCAGUCAUGAAUUUGCUGUGCCCAGUAUGAAGUAUCAGUCAUGAAACACUUUAUUAUUGUUGUAUUUUCACCGUAGUUAAUUAUGCCUUCUGGGGUUCAGCCAUUUCUGAUCCCCAUCCGCCCUGGAGUUCGCUGAUAAUUCUUGAAUGAUUUUGGAUUCCGGGUGUUUCAAUACCAAAGAUCUGGACUCCGAUGGUAGCAUCUGACAUAUGGUUGCACCAUUCUUGUUAGGGUUGCCUUAGAUUCUUCUUUUUUGUUGAUUCUUCAUUUAGCAAUAGAUUCAAACGUAUGGCAAUUAAUGUCAAUCUGAAGUUCCUUUGAUCUAGAGAUGGCAACAAAGCCCAAUAUUACCGCGAAGCAUGCUGGUUGAGAGAAAUACACCAAUCCUAAUGCACGGCAAAACAGGGAAGAGAUCACCAAAAAAUGCCCACCAAAAAGAGAGGUAGGCCACUUGGGUUUAACCGGGCAAAUGAUAGGGGAAGAAAGCUGUAUGUUGCCCGAGAGAAAGCUUUUGCCCUAGUUCAAUUAUUGUCAUUUGAAUUAAGGGAAAUGACGGAGCAUUCUCUUAUCCAUUUUUAUUUUCAAGCUUUUUAGUUUUCAUUUGUAUGUUAACUAGAUGUAAAAAUUAAAUUGACAUGGAAAAAUGGUUUAAGUGCUGCAUAGGAGUGGUAAAUAUAUUCAAGGCCGUGACACUUAUUAUCAGUGGAUGCUAUUGUUAGUAGUGGUUUUCCACUGCCAUUUUCUUGUUAUGUUCGUGUCGGAUGACUGCUGCUUUAAAGAAUAUUUUAUGUUUAUGCUGCAAAGAAAUUCGGUGCUAUAUGCAAAGAACCAAGUCCAGCUGGAACGUUUCAAAUGAAUGUGUGGAAAUUUGUCGGGUAAUUUUCACCUGGACCAAUGGGGUUGUAGAUGGGAAAUUACUUUUUUUUUUCUGUAUGACAUCUUGUUAUUUUAAAAUGGUCAAAGGGAAUGGAUUUGUUAACUCAACAUCCUUUAGAAUUACCAGUAACAGCUCGUUACAGCUCGUUUUUAUGCAGCUGACAUUUAAAGCUUGUAAAUCUUGUACGGUACUCUAAUCUCAACUACGAGCAGAAAGCAAAUAGAAAACGUUUAAAUUCUGAAUAGAUUCAGGAAGUGGGAAAAAAAAAUUACUAACAUUUGGUGGUAUUAAAGAACAAAAAGGAGAAUUUCAGUCCUUCGCAUCCGCAAUUCCUCCUGGCGUUAUCUGAAAGACUUGCUUUUGUCAAGAACAACUUUGUAAAGAAGC